GAGCACGAGAGGGCGAGAGAGAGAGAGGUCGAGAGCGCGCGAGAGAGGGUGCGAGAGAGAGAAAGGGCGCGAGAGAGGGCGAGAGAGAGAGAGCGAGCGAGCGAGAGAGAGGGCGAAAGAAAGCAAGAGAGCGAGAGAAAGGGCGAGAGAGAAAAGAGAGAGGAGAGAGAGAGAGAGAGGGCGAGAGAGAAAGAGAAAGAGAGAGAG
Molecule: messenger RNA, 207 nt
Organism: Ostrea edulis (European flat oyster)
Lineage: Eukaryota; Metazoa; Mollusca; Bivalvia; Ostreida; Ostreidae
Exons: 3
Source: RefSeq, a predicted model, not a curated record